AUGACGGAGAGCGCGGCGGCAUCGGACGUGAAGGCGCGGGCGCAGGAGGCGAGCGCGUGGAUCGACGCGUGGAGGGAACGAACUGGAACGCUGGAUUUCGGCGCGGUGGCUCGAUACGUCGCGGCGACCGCGUUCGAGGUGAGCGCGAUCGGCGCGUUUCUGUACUUUGUGCAGAUGGCCGGUUUGGCGAAGCUGCACGCGAGCAAUUUAGGCGCGGCGAAGGCUAUCACGGCGGUUAUUUUCUUCGGGCUCGCUUUACGCAGCAGGGUGUUCUCGCCGCUCAACGCGUCCAGGCCGAAGAUUGCGAACGAGAGAUUGUCUAAGAAACAGAGAAAGCGCCCGAGCUGGACGCCCCCAGCGGUUGUGUUUCCGUUGGUAUGGAUAUCUAUGGCGUUUCUGCGCUCGUUGUCGACGAUGCUCGUGUUCACGACGACUGGGAACUUGUUGCACCCGGCCGUAAUGUCGCUCGUGGCGCACCUUUCCAUCGGCGACACAUGGAACUCGAUCAAUAACGUCGAGAAGAAGCUCGGAGUCGCCGCAAUCGGCGUUCUUUUUGUAGUCGGCUCCGCGUACAAUGUUGUGGCGCAGUACUACAAGGUUCUACCCACCGCCGGCUACAUGAUUGCCCCGCUGGCAAUUUGGCUCACCGUCGCUACGGCGCUCGUGUGGGGCAUCUGGAACAUAAACGGUCGACAGGUGCUGUACCCGACGAAGCCGCGCAAGUUUGCCUAG
Molecule: messenger RNA, 732 nt
Organism: Ostreococcus tauri
Lineage: Eukaryota; Viridiplantae; Chlorophyta; Mamiellophyceae; Mamiellales; Bathycoccaceae
Product: TspO/MBR-related protein
Exons: 1
Coding region: 1-732 (243 amino acids)
Cellular component (GO): membrane
Source: RefSeq, a predicted model, not a curated record